Messenger RNA from Paramecium pentaurelia, 11188 nucleotides. The record is from the annotation of a GenBank genome assembly. Lineage: Eukaryota; Ciliophora; Oligohymenophorea; Peniculida; Parameciidae.
AUGUAAAUUUAUCUUUCUUUAGCAUUAUUCUUCAUUUAUUUCGUGGCAGAGAGUAAGUAUUACCUAAUACAUUUAGUUCAAGCUUAAACGAAACCUACAAAACCAAAAACUGUAGUUCCUGUGAUCAUUACAAGCGCAUCCUGCCGUCCAGCAUCUGCUGCCAUACCUUAAGGCUCAUUAGCUGGAGGAACAACUUUGUAUAUACAAGUAAAUUAUUUUUAAACUACUAUUAGGCUUCUGGAUUAAGUACUACUGUCUCAAAAAACGAAGUGUUUGUGGGAACAUACCCUUGCAUAGUACCAGAAAAUGGGGUUUCAGGGUUGUCAAUCAUUUGUGUUACUUCUCCAGCCAAGCCAGAUGACUAAAGUCUUGGGUCACUUCCAAUCGUAAUUAAAGUAAAAGGAUCUGCAGAUUCUACAUGCACUGCAGGUGUUUAUUGUUACUUUACCUAUUUGAAAUCCUUGACAAGCCAACUUAAUUUCGUAAGUCCAAGAGUUAACUACCCCAGUCAAUGGAGCUUUUUCAGAGGUAGAUUUUUAGUGAGCUCUUUGUCAAGUGCACAAUUAUAGAUUUAAUUUGAGAAUUAAAUUUGUGAUAGAAGCUAAUCUUCACAAUCAGAUAUUGAUGCCAAUGAUGACAUUAUUAAGUGCUAAGUACCCACAGAUGGUAUAGCAGGCAUCUACCCGAUCUACAUAACAACUGUAAAUGGUAAUUAAUAGAACAGUGUAUCAGUGUCAUAAUAAUAUACCACUACUACAGAAACUUACCAAUCAAUCAUACUUCCUGUUAUUACAGGUUUAAGUACAAAAAUGUUGUCAAAGAAGGGAGGAAUGUUAAGUAUUUAUGGUCUUGGUUUUGGAUAUGGUACUUGUUAAGUUAGAGUUUAUGUUGGAGGAUAACUCUAAUUAAAAAAUACUGUAGUUGUUGGAAAUGAUGGAUCCACCAUCACCGUUAAGUUUUUCAAUAUCACCAUUGAAGGUAAAGAAGCCUACGUUGAUGGAAGUGGUCUUAGAUAUAAAAGAUGGUGGGGAAACACUGUGUACUAGAAUGAUUUCAUUGGAGAACCAGAUGUUCAAAAUGUUUAUGGAACAUAUUAUAAUUAAUAAUUCAAAGGAUUCUUUAAAGCUCCAAAGACAGGAUAAUAUAGAUUCUAUGUAGCUUCUGAUGAUAAAGCCACUGUUGAAUUGAAUAGAAACCCUUCAUCAAUAGAUAAUACAAAAUUAGAAUUGAUUGCUGAGAAUUAUCUUUCAGGUUAUAGAAACUACUGGUAAAGUGAAUUUUCUAGCACCCCAGUUAAUUCUAUAUCAGAUUAUAUCAAUCUUGAAGAAGGUUAAUACUAUUAGAUCCAAAUUAAUCAUACAAAUGGUGCUGGUCCAGGAUAUCUUACAGUCUCAGUUGAAAUUGAAGACGAAACAUUCACUGAAUAUUCAGUUGGUGCCCUAUACAGUAUCUAAACUACAUAUGAUCCAAUUAAAGAGGAAGUAGAAUAUAAAGUGUUUAACUCAGUUGAGGAUACUAAAUUAUCAGGUUAAUAUCAAUUGGUUUUUGCAAGCUCAACUGCUAAUCCAGCUUUCUCUUAUACUACAGGUUGGCUUUCAACUCUUGCCACUGCUGAUUAAGUUGCAUAAGCUAUUAAUGCACUUGGUGUCUACAGUGUGACAGCAACUAGCACUAAAGUAGAUUCUGUUGGUGAAGAUUUGAUAGACUAAACAUCCACUACAUUUGCUGGUUUUAGAUAUGUGAUUACAUUCUAAAGAUACAGAACAGUUUAAGUCAAACCAACAUUUGUAUUUAAUAUCACAAGUAAUGCUAACAGUGCUAUUGGUAAAUCCUCAGCUAUUUUGGUAACUCCAUCAACUCCUAUUGAAGGUACAUUCCAGUUAAGCUAUUUUGAUUAUGAGAGUGUUGAAUAAUACUUGAAAUUUGGUACAUCAGUUGAUUUACCAUUUGAUUUAUCUGCUUCUGCUUUAGCUGAUGCUAUUUAGACUACAACUGGAUAUAGACCUUUAGUUUGGACUGAAGGAACACCAUUAGAUGGAUAUACAUGGAAGGUCUAAAUGAAAGGAGUUUAAGAAUUAACUAAUUUUAGGGUUGUUACCAAUAAUUUGAUAUCUGGAAAUGGAGAAGUCAAAGUAACCAUCACAACUCUUUCUUAAGCUAGUUCAAAUAUUCUUUAUGAACCAAUUCCAAAUGAGUUAUUGUUUACUUAUUCAAAAACACCAACUGUUUCCAUCACUUUAGAUGGCUUAUUAAGUGCUUGUGCUUAAGAAGGUGCUUGCAAUUUGGAUGCUCCUGUUGAUUUGAAAUUGACUAUGACUGAUUUUACUUAUGAUGAAGCUACAACACUUGCUCUCCAUAUAUCAACAGAGGGUAGUACUACUUUAGGAAAUAGUUUGGAUGAUACCUUAUCCACUAUCACUUUCGGUGAUUACGAUUGUUAUGACAUAGCAAUGGUUAAGACUGAUGACUAUGAAUAUGAUUUCACUUGUACUGUUGAUGGAACAGAAUUUGAGUAUGGAUAAUACUUCCCAGUAUUCCAUUAUGAAGAAUAUGGAAAUGCUGAUGUUGAUCCAAAUGUGCUUCCAUAUUAAGCUCCUUUGAUAAUAACACACAUCACUCCUACAAGUGGAUCAGAAGAUGGUGGCACUGUUGUUACUAUAUUUGGUAAAGGAUUCCCUAAAGAAAUUACAUCAGAAUUAACUGUUAAUCUUGGAGGAAUUUAGACUGUCAUCAAAUCAACCUCAAGUAACUAAGUGGUUAUAAAGACUCCAACAUAUGAUUAAUCAAUGCCUGAUUCAAUAAUUAUUUUGCAUUUUAAGGAUGGGCAAGCUCAAAACCCUGAUUUUACUUAUGAUCAUACAACUCAUAUUUCAAUCACAAGAGUAUAAGAGACAAUAUUAACUCCAAUUUACAAAGGAUUCAACACUAUUAUUGGUACUGGGUUUGGAUCGAUCAUUUCUGAUAUUACAGUUGAAUUAGUAAAUGCAGAGAAAACUUAUGAAUGUCCUGUUGUUAGUGUAAAGGAUGAUGAGAUUGUUGUUUAUUUAAGAGGAGGUCUACCAGGAGAAUACAGAUUCAUUGUGAAUAGAGCUGGAGUAGGAGAAGCAACAGCCGCUGGAGAUGCCAAUAAAUUUUAAUACAAUACAGUUAUAACUAGUAUUGAAAAUGCAUCAGGAAGUGAUGCAGGAGGUACUAGAAUCAAAAUUAAUGGAUUUAAUUUUGUUCCUUAAGAAACUAUUGUAUUUAUUGGUGAUGAAAUCAAUUGGAUAUGUGAUUUAGACGAAGAUGCUUCUAGUUCUACAGAAUUAUAUUGUGUGACUCCACCAAAACAUUAUAGAUACACAACUCCUCAAUAAGUUAUUGUGACAACAAGAAUUUUAUUUGAUUCUAUUUGCCAAGGAAAUUGUGAGUUCACUUAUGAUUCCACAUAGACCUUAGCCUGUGGUGCACCAUCUGAUUCCACUGCAAGCGAAGGUUCAAGACUAUUAUCUGAAGAUUAACUUGGAUUACCAGAUUAUUAAAAAUACAUUUUACAAAAGAGAGAACACCCUGAACCAAAAAGAAUUAAGCCUUCUUCUGGAAUUAGUCAUUACUAAAGUUAUGAAACUAGUUCAAGAAGAGACUUAUCAUUCUGGAAUGAUUACAUCUUUGAUAAGAUUAAAAAUUACACAGUUGAUUAAGUCGAAAACAUAUAAUGCAUUACAACUAGCUCAUAAACGGUAACCAUAGUAUUCAAUGAUAAAUACUCAGUAACAGGAUCCAUUUCAGAGACUGGAUAAUUGGUAUAUACAGUACCUGAUUUACCUUAAGGUGAAUACAAGACAAGAAUCCUUACAUCUACUGGAUAUGCAACAGGAAUGUGGAUAACUAAUGUUGAAUUGUAAAUUACAGCAAUUUCAACAACUACAAUUGUAUAAGGUGGAUAAGAUAUUGAAAUUGAAGGAAGUGGAUUUGGAGAUGAUAAUGAAAUUGAAGUAUACAUUGGAACAUGGAAGUGCUUAAGAUUGAAGAAGACUGGACAUAGAAAAUUAAAAUGCAGAACUCCAAGAAUCACAACAAAUGCUGGAUAUGGUGUUAAAAUACUCUAUCGUGAUAUUAGAAAGAAUUUAUAAGCAAAGUCAUCAUGCUAAUUUUCAACUAAUCUUACUGUUACUAAUAUUGGUUAACCUGCUAUAACAUAAAUUAAUAAUAAUGCUGGAAUUGUAUAUGUUUCUGGAAAAUCAGCUUAUACUUAUAAUGCAUCAACUGAAACCUUGACUUUCAAUAUUUUAGGUACUAAUUUGGGUGCUACAACAUUGAAUGUCCGUUUAGAAAAAGAUGGUCUUGAUGAUAUUGUAGGAACUAUUGUUUCUAAUAAUGCUACAUUAAUUCAAGUUUCCUUCGCUAAUGUUCCUUUAGGAUAAUUUGAUAUUGUUGUUUAAUGUGAUGAUAAAGUUGCAAUAUGGACAACCUGGUAAUAUUAGAAGAUUAUUUUCUAAAAUCCAGUUUUGAGUGGAUCGUUACCUAAGGCAUCAUGUAAAGGAGGAAAACAUUUAGAAAUUCAUGGUCAUGGUUUCCAUGAGAGUCAUAAUGUUAAAGUUUGUGGAAAGAAAUGUGAUUUGAUAAAUGUUAAUUAUCACAGUAUAUUAUGUAGAGUACCAGAUUUUAACCCAGCAUGGGCUAAAAAAGUAUAGAAGGGUUUGUAAUCCAAAAAUUACAAACUUGAUCAUGAAGAAUUCAGGGUGACUUCUGAUGUUACAGAUAAAAGUGUUGUAAAAAGAUUCUAUGAUGAAUCUGAAACUACUUAUCAUAUAUCUAAUUCAGCUACAAAUUGUUGGGUUUAAAUUGAUUUUGGAAAGAACAGAAAAAUGAAAUUAGAGCACCUUAGUUUCUUACCUAGAAUUGAUGUUGGUGCUUCUUAUCUGAAAGGAGCUAAAUUCUAAUAUUCUACUGAUGGUGUAACCUUUAAAGAUUGGUUCACUAUUGAUGAUGAUGUUCAUAAAGGAUGGAAUGUUGAAAGACCCACCAAAUGUGAAAAUUCAAAAUAAAAAAAUUCUCAUGGUGGUAGAGAUGAAGAUGAUGAACCUGAACAUCACAAUAAGAAUAUUGAUUUAGAUGGCAUCAGAGCUAUUAAAUUCAUAGAUCCAAGAGGAGCUAGUGGAUCCAGAUGCUAAAUUGCUGAUAUAGAUUUUAGAGGAUGGCUUGAGAAUGAUUCAGAUAAUGAGACUAGUAGUUCUUGUGAUACUGAAAUAUUUGUUGACGAUGACUCGAUGGGUGUUAUAAAUUCUAGUGUCACUUAUGAUACAUCUGCUACACCUGUUAUUAUUAAUGUCUUACCUAAAGAUAUUCCCCCUCAUACUUAAACUGUCAUUACCAUCACUGGUACAGGCUUCAUCUCAGGAUCAACCUCAGUAUUUAUUGAUGACAUUGAAUGCUAAAUUUAAUCUGUGACUGCUACUGAAAUUAAAUGUUUAAGUGGAUUGAAAGAUGUUACAACUGCUAGUGUGACUAACAAAUUCAAAGUUGUUGUAGAUGGAGAUGAGGCAGUUAAUAAUGCUUAAGUCAUCUAUGGAUAAAGAUGGUCAGAUAUUUAGACUUGGGGAGGAUACGUUUUCCCAUCUGAUGGAGAUUCUGUUAUGGUAUAUCAAGGUGCAACUUUGAUUGUCGAUGUACAUACUCCAAAAUUAGUGCAAGUUUUGGUUGAGGGUAAUUUAGUAUUUGCAGAUGAUGCUGAUACUUCUUUAGAUGCAUAAUAUCUUGUUAUUAAUAGAGGAACUUUCUAAAUUGGUACUUAAGCCGUUCCACAUUAACAUAAUGUUAAAAUUACAAUUAGAGGUGAGGAAAGAGGAAUAUAAUAUCCAAAUAUGGGUAAUAAAAUGAUUGGUUGCAAUCAAUGCAAAAUCGAUAUUCAUGGUAAAGAUAGAACACCAUCAUGGACUUUAUUAUCCUAAACAACCACUAAUGACGGUACUGUAACUGUAGAUGAACCAGUAAAUUGGUUGGUUGGAGAUGAAAUAAUCAUUACAUCCAGCAAUUAAGCCUAAAGCGAAGCUGAAGUUAGAAAAAUUGUUUCAAUUUCUAUUGAUAAAAGAACAUUGACUUUGAAUGAGACUCUGAAUUAUAUUCAUGAAACAGUCUCAGAACAUUUUGAUGGAGUUGAAUUCCCAAGAAAGGUGGAGGUAGGAUGUUUGACCAGAAGUAUAAGAAUCUAAGGUGAUUAAAUGAAUUAUCAUGGAGUUCAUAUUUACAUUUAAGGAACACAAAAUGAAGGCACUGAAGCAAGAAUUGAAAAUGUAGAAAUAGUAAAUGGUGGUCAAUAAAGAUAUUUAAAUAGAUUCCCAAUUAAUUUCAAUAAUAAUGGAGUAGUUUCAAACUCAUAUAUUAGAAGCAAUUCAAUUCACAAUUCAAAUGCUCGUUGCAUAGGAUUGUAAAGUGUAUCACAUUUGGAAGUUACAGAUAACAUUUGCUACAACAUUGUUGGCCAUGCUAUCUACAUUUAAAAUGGUAAUGAAAUGUACAACACUUUUGAACACAAUCUUGUAGCUGUCGUUAAAUCAUCUUGGUAAUUAUAUCAAUCAGAUGCAACAGCAGCAGCCUUUUGGAUUACAAAUCCUAAGAAUACAUUUUUCAAUAAUAGAGUAGGUGGAGCAGAAUGGUAUGGAUUCUAUUUAGCAUUUAAAUCAAACCCUUCUGGUGUUGCAUCUACAAGUGAUGUUUGUCCAACUGGUGUACCAUUGUUGAACUUUACUAAUAACGCCGCUCAUUCAACAGGAAGAAUUGGAUUAAGAAUUGGAACCUUGAUUCCAAAAGUUGCUCCAUGUGUUUCUCAUAGAAAUGAUGCAUUAGAUGAUCCAUUUAGUGCUAAUCCAAGUGUCUAAACUAAAUUAUCAGGAUUUAUAACAUGGGCAAAUGCUUAAGUUGGUGUUUUAGCAGAUAAUUUAGGAAAUGUUUUGAUUGAAAACGUAUUGAUUGCAAGUUCAAAGAUUGCUGGUUAUCAACAACAUAAAGCUAAUUUCUCAGCUGAAGGUACCACUAUUAGAAAUUUUGUUAUUGUUGGUUCACAAACUAAUACUGGUUUGAUUGUGCCUAGAACAAAUGGAUUUUUGGCUGACACAGUCAGAUUUGCAAACUUCCCAGGUACAUCAACCUUGAUUGAAUCAUGUUCAGCUUGCAAUAAUUAUUUGGUUUGGGUAACAGGAGGAAAGAAUACUCACUUUAAAGGAAUUAAGAUUAUAAAUUCUGCAAGUGCAAGAAUUAUUCAUUGGAACAAUUUCAGAAGAGAAAUCUUUUGGGAUUUAGAUGGUACUCUAACUAACAUACCAACUGGAGCUUAAAUUGUGGCAUAUAAAUUGCAUUUGGAUGGUUUGAAUGGAUGUACAUAUUAAAAUACUGUAUAAUGGGAUAAUUCUUUGAUUUGCGAUUCAUAAUAAACAAAAUUAAGAGAUGUUGUAUUCAAUUACCCUACUCCUUAUGAUUCUCAUGUCAAUCAAGCUUUAAGAAUUUAUAGAGUUCCCUCUUUGAAUGCUCCAUUACCGCUUGAAUUAACAAAAUAUUAAUAUGAAUAAUAUGUUGGAAUUUGGAGUGGAGAUAUUGCUUACAGUCAUGCAUCUCAAUUUGCUUUGGGAUAAACAUAUAAUAUAAAUUGGUACAACAAUUGGUUAAGUCUAUCGAUCAUGUCAUCUUAAUACAUGAGUUCUCAAGAACCUGGUCUUGUAUUCAGAUUCAACUAUACUGUUUAAAGAGAAACCUUUGAUGUUUAUAGGAACAGAAAUCACAAAUUCCUUUCAAAUUACAGUUAAGUUUCAGAAAUUCCAAAUCCAAAUACUUGUAACAAUGGUGACUGGUUCAAUGAUAGAACUACAUCAUUCUUUUAUAUUUGUAUCUCUGGCAAAUAAAGAAUACAACAAGAUUCAGUUGCACUAUAUGGAAUCUUCUGCAGGGAGACUUGUCCUGCAUAUACUGAUGACGUUCUUGUAAAAAUAUAAAAGAAAUGGUCAGACGUUUCAAUUUGGCCAAAUGGUAGAUUACCAAUAGCAGGAGAAAAUGUAACAAUAUCUUAUGAAUACAUUAUCAUUAUUGACAUAGAAUUGCCAGAAUUUGAUACAAUUUUAAUUCUAGGAGAAUUAUGGUUUGAUAAUGGAAGAGCAGUUACUACAAUAAAAGCAAGAAAGAUCUUUGUAAGAAAUGGUAAAUUAGUUGCAGGAAGUAUUACUCAAGUAUAUACUGGUAUAAUUAAUAUUAUCCUUACCGGUACUUCAAGUGAUUAUGAACUAUUAAUUGAUAAUAAUAUUGAGGCAGGAAACAAUGUUUUAGCUGUUACAGGUGGAUUAGAAUUAUAUGGUAAAGUACCAUCAAGUAAGGUUGCUAGAUUAACAGCAACUGCAUCAGCUGGAUCUAGUUCAAUUACUGUGACAGACACUACAGAUUGGUAAGUUGGAGAUUGGAUUGUUAUCUCACCCACAGGCGCCAAUCCAGACGAAGCUGAAAAAGUUUAAAUUUCUUAAAUUGUUGGAACUACAGUAAUCUUUAGCGUUUCCCUUAAAUACAAUCAUAAUGGAAUAUCAACUAGCACUCUUGUUGAUACCAGAGCAACAGUUUUACAUUUGACUAGAAAUAUUAGAAUUUCUGGUGCAACUUGGGGAGCUAGAGUCUUAGUUUAUUCAUUUACUGAAAGGACAAGAUUAAGAAGAGGAUAUGUAUAAUUAUAAGGUGUUGAAUUCAUUAAUGUUGGAUAAGUGAAUAAAGAAUUUGCAGGUUUAGAUUUCUAAAGUGCUGUUGGUGGUGAUCCAGCUCCGUCUAGUGAUAUUAUUGGAUGUUCAUUCCAUGAUAGUGAUGGUUACUUAUUCAAAGUAGAGGAUUCAGAAUAUGUUAAUGCCGUCCAUAAUGUAUUUUACAAUGGAUAAAAAGCCUUGGUUCAAUUCAUUAAUUCCAAAUAUAUUAAAUUCUAAUACAAUACUAUGGUAUUAGUAUAAAAGAGAGUAAUUUCAAUCAAUUCUGCUAUAACAGGCACCUAUAAUUGGGCUGUCUUAGCUUCCUUCAGAUACGCUUCAGGCACCAAGAUAACAAAGAAUUUUAUCCUUGUCUCAAAUAAUGUUGGUAUCGGCUCCACUGACACAGGAUUCCAUAUUAUGGCUUCUCACUGUGAUGAUGAAUCUUAAGCAGGAUUCUUUGCAAACUAAUGUUUUAACACAGUAUAGGCAUGUUUCCAUUUAACCUAAUCUAACACAAAAUGCAAUGUUGUUAAACAACUCUAAGCUUAUAACUCUGGUGUCGGCGUUAUGGCCUCUAUUUAUACUGAAACCUUUAAAUUGAAGGACUUCUAAAUCAUUGAAGCCGAUAGAGGAGUUGUCAUCAAACCAGGAUCUUCCAACAAUUAUGCCAAUGUCAUUUAAGUUUCUAAUGGUUAUAUUGGUGCUGUCUUUGAAGGAUUGAGAUGCUCUAAUACUGUUGCUUUCUAAUUAGUUUCUGUCUCCUCAAAUGCCUACCCACCUGUUAGUAGAUCAUCUAAUAAUGCAGAUAUUAUUAACACAAUUCAAAGAAUGGAUACUAGAGUAUAUAUUGAUAAUGUCUAAUUUGAUGGAUACAGAUUGGCUUAUGAUCAACACCCAUAAUGCAGUAAUAAUGCUGUCUUUAGAUAAAAUAUUUAUGCAUUGGAUGUGGUUGGUCAACAUUACUUGACUAAUACAAUAUGUUAAAAUUGUGAAUUUAAUGCAUUACUGUAUAGUUUGAGAAAUCCAAAUUAUGCUAAAUUAGGAUGGUAUGGAGGUUGUGGUCAAAUGGAAUGCAUUGGUUAAGUUAACUUCUUAAUUGAAGAUUAGACUGGUAGCUUCUUUGGUGAAAAAGGUUAGGCUAUUGGUAAUAAUUCAUAUUUCGGUCCAAGUGCAGCAUAUUGCAGUAGAUAAGAAUAAUGGAAUGGAUAUUGGUGCCCCUUAUUUAACAUUGGAGUCUUGAACUUCCUUAGCACAGCACCAGAUCAAAAUUUAAGACUAUUUUCACCAACUACUUUAAUGGGAUCAGGAUUCAAAAAUAUAUUGAAUGCAUUUGCUGAAUGGAAUUGGAAUGGACCUGAACCUUAAAACUCGAGAGAAUCCAAAUUUGUUGGAUUGAUUUAAAUAAAUACUACAAUCAAUAUGACUAAUAAGGGAGAGAAUCCAACAAAUUCAGAUUAUUGGUUAAGUAAGAGAACUAUCGCUGGACCAAAUAAUGAAUGGGUGAUCAUUGAAUUACAAUUUGAUGUUCCUAAUAUAGUGUAAGUCAGUGCCGAUGGUAAAUUAGUUUAACCUGGAUUAACAAGAGUAAUUUUAUAAUAUAAUAUUUUAGAUUAAUUAACAUAUGAAUUUAAUGGAAUACACCAAUGUUUGUGGUUCAAAUAAUUAUUUCUAUGAAAAUCGUACAAUUCAUUUUGUUGUGACAACUGGUUGCAAAGUGUCUCUUUCACUUAAAAACACCUUGAUGAUUUCUACUAGAUUGGAAAUAACUACUUAAGAAUUCUUUGGAGAUAAAUUCUUAUAAUAUGCAUUUGCCCUUCUUGGAGGUGAUCCAUAUAAUUACUUUAUUGUUGGAACUUACAAAUCAAAGAACAGAAGAUUUUUAUCUAACUUUGUUGAUGUUCAAUGGGCUAUUAUUGAUAAUGCUGAUAUAGGCACAGUUGAAGCUCAAAGUUCUCAAUCAAAUCUUGAAUAAAUUGCUGCUAAUCUCCAAUCGUUUAACCCUGUUGAAUUAGGAACAGUCAUCAGCAACACUGCAGAAAUAUAAACUAUUAGCUCUUUGAAUUUCACUUCAACUGAGCAACCUGAUCCUUCUGCCAAUAACUCUGGUUCACCCUCUGGUUCUGAUGAUCCUUAUUAUGGAAAUGAACCAGUGAACUAAGGAGAUGAAGAAUACAUAGAUCCGACUCUCAAUGAUGAUCUCCUUCAACAAAAUGAUUAUGUUGGCAAUUCUAAUGAUGAUUCAAGUGAAGAAAAUGUCUUCUAAAACCAAACUAAAAAAGGACUCAAAUAACCUUAAGACAAUUCAAACGACAAUAUUUUAUUGAUUUCAGUUGUUUGCGCAGUGGGAGGUGUAGUUUUGAUUUCAUUAAUCAUAUCUGGUGCUUUAUGGAACAGAAGAUAGAAUGUACUUAAAACCAGAGUUCACUAAUAAAGUAACCCAGAUAUUCUGUCAAAACCAGAGUAAAUAGAUGAUGACAUUGUGCAAUACAAUAUCUGAA